AUGGCGAACCCACAAGAGAAAUUAGAGUCGAUUAAAGAAACGACGCCGUUGACAGAUGAUGAUAACUAUAUUGAAGAAGAUGAUCAGUGCUACGAAGAGGCGGCUGUGAAGACCUGCGGUUACUGUGGCUGUUUCGAAGAACUUUGCUUCUUGUGGCAUCGAAGCAACAAGAAUGGCGGUAAAGGUAGAUAUUUGCUUCAUCAACAGCAACAAGAGAGGGGGAUCAGAGAAAGUUGGCUGAAGAAAAGAGUGAAGAAGGUCAAGGAGAUAUCAGAAGUUUUAGCGGGGCCAAUAUGGAAGACUUUUAUUAGAAGAUCUAGUAACAGUCUAAAUGGAAUAAGCAAGAAGAGAAAGAGUCACAUGCAGUUUCAGUACGAUCCUCAAAGUUAUAAACUCAAUUUUGAUGAUGGGUCAGACUGUGGGCAUAUUGAUUUCUUGGCGAGAUAUGCAGCUCCAGUAGUUAAGAUCAGUAAAGGAGAGUUGGGGAUAGAAGCGGCUUGUUAA
Messenger RNA from Pistacia vera, 504 nucleotides. RefSeq lists its product as uncharacterized. The transcript has a single exon. Lineage: Eukaryota; Viridiplantae; Streptophyta; Magnoliopsida; Sapindales; Anacardiaceae. The coding region runs from base 1 to 504 and encodes 167 amino acids. The record is from RefSeq and is a predicted model, not a curated record.